AGCGUCUGUUGUUGUGAGCCGUCGGGAGCUGUCCCGCAGCUUUAUCGAUACGGAUAGAAAUUCAAAUUUAGUUACAUACACCGGCUGAGAAAUGUCUUUUUCAAGAGCCCCUUUGAAAAGGUUCAACGAGCAAGUGGGCUGUGCCCCUCCACCGGGGUCCUAUGAGAUUAAACCUGGGGACCUGAAGGGAGCUGCGUCCUUCGACAAAUCUGACCGAUUCAGACCUCUUAAGGCAGCAGCUGGAACUCUUCUGCCACCGCCAUCGCCUUCCAGAAAUGUCCUGGUGUCACCUGUCCGCAGGACUUUGUCUGUUGAUGGUCUUGUUGAGGGGUCAAGUGUAAAGAAAGAGAAGAAUGGCAUGACCGUGGAGAGGAAACAGCAGAAACUCUUGGAGAAAGAGAUAAGGUCCUUGGUUCAGCAGCGAGGGGAGCAGGACCGUCGCUUGCAGGCCCUGGAAGAGGAGCUGAAGAAGGUGGAGGCCAAACUGCUGGCUGCAGUCAGGGAGAGGACAGGCCUCGCUGCCAGUGUUACCACCCUUGAAAGACAACGGGCUGAGCUCAAGAAAGUGAAUGAGUUCCUAAAAAACAAGGUUUCUGCUGACACUACAAAAAAGAGAAUCAAUUCACUAACAAUGGAGUUGAUGGAGGCCAGGAACACUUUGGAUGUUAAAAACAAGGAGUUAAGUGUCCUGCAGAUUAACACUGAAGGCCAGCUGAAGGUACUAGAAACUGACCUCCAUGCUGCGAGGGCUACGGUCACAGCUCUAAAGGACAGGAACAAGGACUUGGAGGACCUCCAUCAAGUGACAAAAAUCCAGAACGAAGAGAUGGAGAAUGAGAAUGCACGGUUACAUGCUGUGAUACGGGAGCUGAGGGAGGAGAUCAGAGUUGUGCAGGGAUAUCUGGACACAGCAAAUGACCAGAUCCAGGAUCUCCGCUUGAAGCUUCAAGAAAAGACGCAUGAGAGCACUGUUGCAGGUUCUCAGCUGGAGAAAGUGAAGCAACUAGAAACCGAGGUAGAACAGCGCAGCGCUGAGCUAGAAACCACAAAAGAUAUGCUGAGACAAAAAGAGGAGGAGGCACAGAAAUUCCAGCAAGAGCUGCAGGCGUCAACGGAUGCUUUACUGGAAGUGGAGAAGAGGUUGGAGAACCAAGAGCUGGAGCUUAAGUCUGCACGAAAGUCAGCAAGUGACAUGGAGGAGGAAAUGAAGUUGACCAACCAAGAAGUUCACAACUCUCAAGCAACAGUUCGGCAGCAGGAGGCAGAGCUUGCCAGACUGAGAGAGGUGCUCAGACGAACGGAGAAGGAGCUGGAUGAGAGAGUGGCACAUCUCGAACAGCGGUGUCUUUUCUCUGAGGAAGAGAGGAGCAGGACUCAGGAGGAGGGGCUGAGGAGGGUGCAGGAGCUAAAGACAGAGCUCAGCUUGCUAAAGGAGGCUAAAAGAGAUGAGGAAAAGAGACACAUUCAGCUCCAGCAGGAACAUGCUGCUCUUACUGAGGAACUGACGAAAGAAAAGGCGCUUGUAGACUCCCUGUCUGUGCUGGUGGAGCAGGAGAGGGAGGACUCCGAGGAGCGGCUGAAACAGUUAAAGGAGGAGAUGGAGGAGGUGCUGGGAGAGCUCGCUGUCUUGGAGGAACAGGAGCAGAAGAGGCAGGAGGUGGUGGAGAAAAGUCAGGAGGCUGUCCAGAACCUGCAGGAGGAAAACAAUGAGCUGGAGAGACAACUGAGUGAUACCAGGGCACUGCUGGAGAGCAAGAGCAAUGAUGUGGCAGCUUUGGAAGAGCAGCAUUUAGCAGCCACGAGAGAACUCCAGGAAGCAUACACAAACUCACUGAGCAAGAUGGGAGACACUGUCACAGAGAUGGAAAGUGCCAGAGAGGCUCUGAAGGGAGCAGAGGGGAGACAGAGAGAACUGGAAGAGGAGAUGGAGAGAGUGACCCAGCAGAUGAAGGAGGAGAUGGACAAAGUGGUUAAAGAGAAAGAAGCGGAGAUCAAGAGAGUGAAGGAAGGGUUUGAGGAGCAGCAGGAGAGACAGUCAGCUGAAGCGAAAGCCAGAGAGGAGAAUGCAAGAAUGUUGCUGGAGCUGCAGACUCGCCUUGUGCAGAAAGAUGAGGAGAUGAAGGCCAUGGAGGUGAACCACACCGGCCUGAUCAGUCAGCUACAGCAGGAGCUACAGCUGCAGACAAAGGAGAGGGAAGAGGCCCUGGGGCAACUAGAGGAACAACGAGGUCAGAGUGUUACUCUGUUCCAAAAUGAGAAGGAAAAAGCACAGAGACUACUAGAGGAGGUCAACCUGGAAAAAGAGGAAAUAAUGGAACAGCUCCAACAAGAAAGAGAAGAGAGAGUUAAAAUUCAGACAGCACUUCAGGAGGAAAGGGGAGCAUUGGAGGUUGAAAGGAAAGACCACCAGCAGGUCAGGUCAGAAGUGAUCAGACUGCAGGCCGAGCUUGAGAGGGUAGGUGAGGAAAACAAGAGUCUCCUGUCUCAAGUAGAACUCAAAGACCAGUCCAGGCUCGUGCUUGAAAGUCAACUAAACAUGGCAGAGCAGGAGAGAAAAAAGCUUCAGUCUCACCUAGACGAUGUUGAACAAGAGUGUGCGAGCUUCCAGGCCCAAUUAGACCUCAUGGAGGCCCUGCAGCGUGAGCUGGAAGAACAACGACAAGGCUGCCGGGCUCUUCAGGAGCAGGUGGAAGUACUAACUCAGGAGAAAGUUACACUGCAGUGGGAGAUGGAGGAGCAGCGACAGGAACUGCAAAGACAAAUAACUGAAGCACAAGAGCAGAGCUCCCUGAGUUCAGAGGCAGAACACUGGAGGAAGCAAUACGAGGAGCUGUUUGCUAAAGUCAAGCCCUUUCAGGAACAGCUCAAUGCCUUUGCAGCAGAGCGAAAUGCACUGCUCAAUGAGAACGGGGCAAACCAGGAGGAGUUAAACAAGUUGUCUGAUGCUUACGCUCGCCUGCUGGGCCACCAGAACCAGAAGCAGAAGAUCAAACACGUGGUGAAGCUGAAAGAUGAGAACAUCUUGCUGAAACAGGAGGUGUCUAAGCUUCGCUCCCAGGUGAGCCGGCAGAGGAGUGAUCUGGAGCAGCUGAAGUCAAAGCUCCCCGGUGCUCCACGCCGCAGGUUUGAUCCCAGCAAAGCUUUCCAGCACGACAAGGAGAACAGGCAAAGUGAAGCAACUGAACCUCUUAAAGAAGGGAAUCAUUAUGAAUAAUGGAGCUCUUCUAUCAAACAAGAACUGAUUGGCUGACAAAUUUAAUUUCAAAGGUUUGGUCUUUUGAAUAACUAAACCCCUAACAAGUAUUAACUGUAUUCCCACAUGCAGAUGCUUUACAGCCCCUUGAUAUAAGGAGUCUGAAGAUUUAUUUGUUUAGAUUUUUAAAAAGAAAUGUGUGUGCAGGAGCCAUGUGUGAAAAUAAUGAGGAUAUAGAUGGGAGCAAGUCUUAAGUGCUCACAUUUGAGAGCACAGGAGCGUAGUUGGCAUUAAAGUAAGAUGCAUUUUAGUGUUAAAUGUAUUUUGGAAUUUUAUCCUUCUGGCUUUCUUAGCAAUUCUUAGGGCAGCAGUACUAAUAACUAUUUCAUGUGGAGUAGCUCUUUAUAAACCUUUCUUCUUUGUAAAUAAAGACA
Molecule: messenger RNA, 3627 nt
Organism: Toxotes jaculatrix (banded archerfish)
Lineage: Eukaryota; Metazoa; Chordata; Actinopteri; Toxotidae
Gene: hmmr
Product: hyaluronan-mediated motility receptor (RHAMM)
Exons: 20
Coding region: 92-3214 (1040 amino acids)
Cellular component (GO): membrane
Molecular function (GO): hyaluronic acid binding
Source: RefSeq, a predicted model, not a curated record